Zeugodacus cucurbitae (melon fly) is the source of this 1741-nucleotide messenger RNA. Its product is annotated as protein takeout. Bases 499 to 1266 code for a protein of 255 amino acids. The transcript has 4 exons. The record is from RefSeq and is a predicted model, not a curated record. NCBI's taxonomy places the organism in Eukaryota, Metazoa, Arthropoda, Insecta, Diptera, Tephritidae.
CAGUUUAGCAUUGAACUCGGCCAAGAGUUCGCAAAAACUUAUUCCAACGCCAAUAUUUGCUGAGCACAACACGAGUGCGCGACCGUGCCGCGUAAGGCUGAUACGUAAUAUCGUCAAUAAAACGCUGUGGCUAUUGAUGUGUUAAAUAAAUUUGAGAAUUCAAUUGCAACUUUUCGAUUAUAAAAAAAAAUAUAUAUAUUUGAAAUUUUUUUACCAUUUUGUGAUUUUUAACGAACAUUUGCAGUAAAAAACGGUCGCGCAGCGCGUUCAGCCAAAAACACACACAAACAUACAUAAACGCGUCUAUAAUAAAUUGCCAAGUUCGUCGCUAAAGUCUUUUGUACUGCACGCCGCGUCUACAUAAAUCAAGUGUGUGCUGCAGCCGAGUGAUUCCACUGCACUUAUUUUGUGAACAAAUCAACUAAGUUGCUGUUAGGUGGCACAAAAUAAAGUGGCGCAUAGCAACCGAUAACCAAAAAGAAUCAAGAAAGAAAUAAAAUGUUCACGACGCAACAGUGUUUGGUCCUUGUGGCCGUACUCUGCAGCAGUCUGCUGCUCACCUCGGCGGCCAGCUCCAAUUUUCCCGCUGAUAUACCGCGCUGCCGCGUCGCCGACACAGACUGCAUAACGCGCACUUCAACGAAUUUGGUGCGCCAGUAUGCACGCACCGGCUACCCACCGGCGGCUUUUCCAAUCAUUGAACCCUUCAUUGUGAAGCGCUUCGACAUUUCAGAUGGCCGUACCGGCUCGCUGAAUUUGAAAUUGAAUUUCCGUGAUGUGAAUGUUGAGGGAUUGUCUGCCGUUAAGAUUGAUCGUGCUGUUGGUUUCGAUCGCGAUCCAGCCACGAGCAAAUUUGAAAUGUACGGUUCAUUCCCAAAAAUCGUGCUGAGCGGUAAAUAUGUCGCCGAUGGACGUAUUCUAAUUUUGCCCAUUAAAGGUGACGGUGAUGCCAACAUUGUGCUGCACAAUCCCAAAUUCUCUGUAAAAUUCAAGCCCGCACUUCAUCCCAGGGAUGGCAAAACCUACUUGAGCGUGGACAAACUGAAAGUGUUGGUGGAACCAGAGAGAAUGAGCAUCAAGUUGACCAAUUUGUUUAACGGUGAUCCCGCACUCGGCAGCAAUCUGAAUGAGUUCUUGAAUCAAAACUGGAAUGAGGUCUGGACUGAGCUCCAACCCUCCAUACAUGUGGCCAUUGCUGAGGUGGUGAAGAGUAUAUUGCAGACACUCUUCAAGCGCUUCGCCUAUGAAGAAAUUUAUGCGGACUAAAGGAAGAGAACUCUAUCUACAUUGAUUAUGUAUGUACGUGUAUAUGUAAAUGGGUCUAAAGGAACUCUCAUGCUAUAUUUCACAAGCAGUUUUAUUCUAAAUCGGGUAUUUUAAUUUAUUUUCAUAUUAAGUGGUUGUCGAAAUUGAGCGUUUUUUAUGUAUGUUGUGUUAUUGGAAAUAGCAAAAUUUUUAUCGUGUUGUCAGCCUAUGGAAAAUUUUGUUUGUGUGUUGUUGUAUUUGAUAAGAAUUUCUAAUUGUAAAAUAAAUUUUAACAAAGUAUCAUGUGAUUUUGGCUUAAAAUUAUGUAAAAUUCGUAAAAAUUUUAUACCAACAAUAAAUUGAUAAGUAACUAAUCAAAUGGGUCAAAACAAAAUUGAGAUUUGUUGUUAGUUGUUGAAAUUAUAUAUUUACAUAUAUGCCAGCAAAGCUUGCAGUAAGAGCAACCGAAAAUGGUAAUAAAUUUUAUGAAUUUAAA